Messenger RNA from Funneliformis caledonium, 615 nucleotides. The record is from the annotation of a GenBank genome assembly. NCBI's taxonomy places the organism in Eukaryota, Fungi, Glomeromycota, Glomeromycetes, Glomerales, Glomeraceae.
AUGAUCUACGGGUAUGCAUGGAAAGGAGCGGCUUGUGCUGUGAUUAGCAAUGUUAAUUGGUUCUUUGUUUCAAUUAAUUUGUCGUUAUACGGGACCAUAGCAAUUUUAACAUAUCUUCGAAUUUGCCGUGGAAUGUUCUUUAAUUAUGGUAAAGGCGAUUAUAAACUUUGGUCGUUGGUCUUGUUUUUAUCGGUAAUAUUUCAGAUAUUGAACUACAAAAAUCAUGGACCACGUAAAUAUUGCAUAUUAAAAGAAGUAAUGAACGUUCGAGGUUCUUGUUACACCGUGUCAACAUCAACAUCAUCAGAAAAUCUUGAUGACAAUAAUGUUGAAACAGCUAUGGGAAAGUCAAUGGGAGGAAUUGGCAAUGCAAUUCAAUACAUGAUAAAUGAAGGAAUUGUUGUUAGUGCAUCAACAGGACUCGAAACCCCAAUUAUCGAAUGUUUAGGAAUCACAAAUGAGAAUAAUACUGAUGAUGAUGUAACUGAAAUAAGCAAAGUUAAGGAUACCUAUGAUACAAAUAUUAUGGAUAAGAACGAAGAUAGCAAUAUCAUAUUAAAUAAUGAAAGUCAAAGUAACAAUAAGAUAAAUUUUAAAGAUGAUAUUAAUGUAUGA